Messenger RNA from Drosophila willistoni, 1306 nucleotides. RefSeq lists its product as uncharacterized. The record is from RefSeq and is a predicted model, not a curated record. The transcript is spliced from 2 exons. NCBI's taxonomy places the organism in Eukaryota, Metazoa, Arthropoda, Insecta, Diptera, Drosophilidae. The coding region runs from base 1 to 1287 and encodes 428 amino acids.
AUGAGCGAAAGUAGUGAGUUACCCUCCGUUGUUACAGCUGUCCUAUUGGCACUUUAUCAGCGUCAUGAUCAGCCACUGGCUAUUAAAGCAAUAUCGGGAGUGGGUGAGAAUUCGUACGGCCAAGUGGUGCGCGUUAGUUGGCCAACGUUAAAGGAUGCCCAACCGAUUGUAGUGAAGAUUGCCCCACAAAAUGUAGCUAGGCGGGCACAUAUGCAUGUCGUUGACUACUAUAAGCGAGAGGUUUUCAUGUACCAAAGUGUAUUUCCGGCCUAUAUCGAGAUUCUAAAAGAUCAGAAUUGCUUUGGAUUGGUGCCUAAAUUGAUAGCACAUGGACUAGAGGCCCCUAAGGAGUUUCUAGUUUUUGAGGAUCUUACUUCAAGGGAUUAUGUGCCGAAUGCACGAAGUUCUCUGCCCACUUAUGAAGUGGUAACCUGUACGCUUAAGGCUCUGGCUGAUUUGCAUUCAAAGUCCUUUGCACUACAGAACAUACAACCCGAUAAGUUUGCCGAACUAGUGGCCCAGUUGAAGGAUAAUCUAUUUACCCCAGACAUGGAGACAGUUACCAUUGAGUUUGGCAAAGUUCAACUGCGACGCACGCGCCAAUUGCUUCAGGGAGAGAUUCCUGACCACAAAACAAAGCUUAUGAUGGAAGUCCUUGAUCACUGCGAGAAGAGAUUUAAGGAACUCGCUCUACACUGUGUGGCUGGGAAUAAACAGAAACCUUACUCUGUCAUUUGCCACGGUGAUUUUUGGAACAAUAAUAUUCUGUAUAAGCACGAGCGAAAAAGCGGUUUACCAAUUGAUGCCAUCCUCAUUGAUUUCCAAAUGUCGCGUUAUGCCCCACCAAUUCUCGAUCUUGUUUAUUACCUUUUCACUUGCACCGAGAAACCAUUACGAGAUGCACACUUCCAAGGUUUUCUGGAUACCUAUUACAAUGCUCUAGACCAAAACUUGGCUAGCUUGAAUCUACAAAUAGAUGAAAUCUAUCCUCGCCAAAUUUUUAAACAACAACUACAUGGCUUUGGUGUAUAUGGACUAAUAAUGGCUGCCUUUGCCAUGCCCUUUUUCAUAUCCAAAGCCAAUGAAAUUGUCGAUAUAGACGAAGUGUCUGAGGCCAUACAGGAUUUGAACACUUCAUCAAACGAUGCACCCAAGUGUCGAGAGUUGGUUGAGGAGUUUGAUAUGCUUAAUGAACGUACUUUGCCCAUAUUCAAGCGCCGUAUGACCGAUGUGGUAGAGGAUUUAAUCAAAUACGACAUGAUCGAAGCAAUAAUCACUAAGCAAUAGUAUAAAUAAAUAUAUAUGU